Meloidogyne enterolobii is the source of this 456-nucleotide messenger RNA. The record is from the annotation of a GenBank genome assembly. Lineage: Eukaryota; Metazoa; Nematoda; Chromadorea; Rhabditida; Meloidogynidae.
AUGAGUUCAUUUAUUCAACAAAAUCCUGAAAAUAAUUCUUCAUUGCCUUUACAAAUACCUCAACAACAAAAUUGUUAUACCCCAACAACUUCUAAAGAAGGAAAUAAUAAUGGAAAAAUUUCAAAUUGUGAUUCUUGGAAAAUUAAUGGAAUGAGAAAUAUUGGAUGGAGAUUUUCGUUAGCAAGUUGUUUUUCUGAGUUGAGAACUUUGGCAGAUGGAUUUUUGUUGGACUUGUCUUGUACAGAAGAAUCAAUGGUAUUCAAAAGACGAGACAAUCGAAAUACUUUCCUUAUCGUAUCAGAAUGUGGUCCACACAAGGAGGGUUUAAAUGUAGAGGAAUGUCGGAAUGGGUGUUUUAGUGAUCAUAGUGAACAGUGGAUUAAAGGCGAUAAACUUCAAUUUAUUCGUGCUAUGCGAACACGAAUUCAUGAAUUUAUGGAGCAACGGAAUCUCUGA